This is a messenger RNA of Aspergillus aculeatus ATCC 16872, 1359 nucleotides long. Its product is annotated as Rieske [2Fe-2S] domain protein. Gene Ontology annotation, molecular function: 2 iron, 2 sulfur cluster binding. The transcript has 2 exons. The record is from RefSeq and is a predicted model, not a curated record. Bases 1 to 1359 code for a protein of 452 amino acids. NCBI's taxonomy places the organism in Eukaryota, Fungi, Ascomycota, Eurotiomycetes, Eurotiales, Aspergillaceae.
AUGCCACGAAUACCUCUCGCCCCGCUCGCCUCCCUCACGCAAACCCGCUAUGUCAUCCAUCUGACGACCGGCAAACGCCUCGUGCUGUUCCGCCUUCCCACCAUCGAGCCAUCCGCCACCUCCCCCACACCGAAGAACGAAGCCGAGGGAUGGUCCUACUACGCCAUGGAGGCGGAGUGUCCGCACGCCGGCGGCCCGAUGCAGGACUCAUCAAUCGACAUCGAAGAUUCCGCCUACGUGGCCUCCUGCCCGUGGCAUGCGUACGACUUCAACGUGGAGACCGGGGAGUCGAGUGUUGGGAUCAAGGCGUGCACGUUCGCCGUAGAUGUGCGGGGCGCGGUGGAAUUCGGGGAUCAGGUGAUACUGGAAUACCCAGAGGAUGGAGUGGGCUUGGUCAAAAUGGAGGCUGUCAGUGAGAGGAUCAAGCUGAAGACGGAGACGGCUGCUUCUCCUCAACAAACAACAGAAAAUGACGCUACCCCCUCUGGCCCGGUGGUCUACCUGGACGACAAGGCGACCGUGUGUGACUGGUGCGCGCACAUUCUCAACACCUCGAACCCGGAGCACAAGAUCGAGCUGACGGCGCACCUGUUUUCUAACUUCACGGCGCGCGAAGGCACGAGCGACCAAAUGGAGAUUGGCGACGGCAGCGGCGUGACACUCCCGGCGAUCCCGCCCCGCGAUGGCCUCGUCGACAUCAAGCCGGGCCAGAUGCCUCGCGCGGGACGCGGUGGCACGCAGAAGAGCCGCAUCAUGAUGCUGCACGCGUUGGCGAACAUCGAGCAGUGGGCGAUCGAUCUAGCGAUAGACAUUUGCGUGCGGUUCGCGGCGUUCCGCACGACGACCGCGGAACCGCGGGGUCUGCCGCGCGCGUUCUUCCACGACUGGUUGAAGGUCGCCAACGACGAGGCGAAGCAUUUCUCGCUGUUGCGGACGCGGCUGGAGGAGAUGGGCUCGUAUUUCGGGGCGAUUCCGGUGCAUCAUGGGCUGUGGGAGUCGGCGACGCUGACGGGGCAUGAUCUCCGCGCGCGGAUCAGCAUCAUCGCGUUGGUGCAUGAGGCGCGGGGGCUGGAUGUAAACCCGAUGACGAUCGACAAGUUCCGCAAGGCGGGCGACGAAGAGAGCGUGCAGUCCCUUGAAAUCAUUCACAAUGACGAGAUCACCCAUGUGACGACGGGCCAUCGGUGGUUGACGUGGAUCUGCGGGCAGGAGCAGACGGAUCCAGUGCAGGUGUUCCGGUCGAAUGUGCAGCAGUACUGGGUUGGGGCGCUGCGGGAGCCGUUCAACACCGAGGCGCGCAUGCAGGCCGGGCUGGACGAGCGGUAUUACGGCAAUCUCGUGGGGUAUGGUAGGGCGUGA